Penicillium angulare is the source of this 2850-nucleotide messenger RNA. RefSeq lists its product as uncharacterized. NCBI's taxonomy places the organism in Eukaryota, Fungi, Ascomycota, Eurotiomycetes, Eurotiales, Aspergillaceae. Gene Ontology annotation, biological process: GPI anchor biosynthetic process; fungal-type cell wall organization. The transcript is spliced from 6 exons. Bases 1 to 2850 code for a protein of 949 amino acids. The record is from RefSeq and is a predicted model, not a curated record. Gene Ontology annotation, cellular component: endoplasmic reticulum.
AUGGCUCCCAGAUUCAAGGAUGGAGAUGCCGUGGUUACUAUCAAUGCCAAAUGGGUGUCAUGGACCCACACCGCAGUCGCAUAUGCUGCUUUCUUCAGCGCCUUGAUUGUCGGUGUAUCUCUACAUUAUCACAAGAUCGUCCAAAACGAAUACUUCGGCUACCCCGAUGAAUGGUUUCCCUCCGUGUCCGCGACAAUUGGUGAUCGAUACCCCGAGCGUGCUUUCUUCCAGGUCUUCAUUGCAAUGACUUCCGGUCCUCGCUUCCUCCUCGUCUUCCUCUGGUACGUGCUUACCGCGCGUCCCAAUUCGAGUUUGCCGAAGAUCGUGGCAGGUGUGGGUAUCUUCCGAACUCUCACAUGCGGUGGAUGGACCUAUGUCACUUCUACUGAUGACCAUGACUGGCAUGAUAUUUUUAUGAUCUCCUAUCUGGUCGCGACCCUACCAUGGACUCUGGGCUGUCUCGCACUCAGCCCCAACAACCGCCGCGCGGUCAAGUACCGCAAGAUCACGGCUAGUCUCUUCUUCGGAACCUUGAUUCCAUUGAUCUACUACUUCAUUCAACACAAGGUCCACAAGGUGGCUGGUGCCUACACCCGCUACGCUUUCUUUGAGUGGUCCUUGAUCUUGUUCGAUGUUGGAUUUGAUGCUAUUACAGUGCUCGACUUUGAAGGAUUCGAACUGGUGGUCCGGGAUUUGAAGGGCAUUAGCAGAGGGCAGUUGAAGACGACUGCGGACUCUGUCCUUGAAAAAGAGAAGGGCAAGCCUAUGGGUAAUACGUUCGGCGAAGGCUUCUUCUGGACUGAAAUCCUUGAUGCGGCUUCCGACGUUUACAAUGGAUUCGUCUUCUGGACCAUUGUCACCGGUCUUCCCGUUCUGGUGUGGUACUUCCCUCUUUGGCACAUGGGUAUUUCCGGCUACGAGGUCGCCAUUGUGGCCUGCGUUUCUCCUCUACUUUUCGCCAUUCCCUCUUUGAGAUCUCUCGCCACCAAGAACUUGCGUCUUCUUCAUCUUAGCUCCCUUGUGGCUCUCCUGGCCUACAAGUUCGAGGACCCUGCCAACCGCCUUUUCAUCGUCGCGUUUGCGUUAGCUACUUCAUGUGCCGCAUGGGUAGCUAGCUUCUUUUCCGAGCGUGGAAACACCCCUCGUCUUGAGGCUCGCAUAAUGGCCUGGGGUAUUGGUCUAAUCAUGUCCGUUGUUGCUAAGUUCGCUUGCGCCACCAACAACCCUCUCUGGCCCGUCAUGCACAGUGAAAAUGGUGGCUGGAACAAGAUCGGUCUUUUGUUGGCCAUCUUCGCCGUUCUGCGCUCUCAGAGGGGAUCUAUCACUAGUGGAAGUGACUAUCUGCCAUCCAGCGGCAAGAAGGGUUCAUCUCUUCUGGCUGCUAUUGGAUUUGGUGGUCUCAUGUUCGCUAUUGUUUCUCUUCUUACCGACUCCAGCACCAUGAUCUCAUGGGUCUGGGAUGGGUACCCUAUUCGUGGACCCAUCGCGGUGCCCCACGGUGCUGUUACAAUCCUCUUCAUGGGUGCCGGUCUGGUUUAUGGUAUUUUCCGCCCCGCUGUGGCCGGUAGCUGGACAGCGUAUGGCCUUGGCUCUAUAGGUGCCGCUCUUCUGACUUAUUAUCACCACUGGACCGGGUACUAUGGUGCGCUUGCUUUCGCUUUCUACACUAUGGCCGUCGCCCCCGUCAUUAUUACCUCCGCCGUCCGCCACUCUCCUGCCAGCACCUUUGGUCUUGGUUUCAUUCUCUAUGUUUUCCUUCUGCUAUUCCAUGUUUGGGUUGUUGCAUACGCCUUCGUUCCCGGUGGUCCUCUCGUGCGUGAGCACACCGAUUGGGUCAUGAUCACUACCAUGCUUUCCAUCGGUGCUGGUGUCUUCUCCGCUGCCACCUCUAACUCCGGUCGCUCUCGCAACAAGCCUGUCAGCCCCAACAGCAAGAGACAGCGUUCUUACUAUAUUUACGUUCUUGCUGCGCUGCAGCUUCUCUCCGUGUCCGUCGCCUACCUACGUUUCCCCACUAACGACUACCAGCCUCACCACCCUGAGGAGAAGGUUGUGACCGCUGGUAUCUGGACCGUGCACUUCGGUCUGGACAACAACAUGUGGGCAGCCGAGCGCCGUAUGCGUGAUGUCCUUGGUGAACUUGAGCUCGACGUCAUUGGUUUCCUGGAAUCGGACAACCAGCGCAUCAUCAUGGGUAACAAGGAUGUCACUCAGUACAUUGCCGAGGACCUUGGCUAUUACACCGAUUUCGGCCCGGGCCCUAACAAGCACACUUGGGGCUCUGCUCUUCUCUCUAAGUUCCCCAUUGUCAACUCGACUCACCACCUCCUCCCCUCACCUGUUGGUGAACUCGCUCCCGCCAUCCAUGCCACUCUCGACAUGUAUGGCGAGAUGGUUGACAUCGUCGUCUUCCACUCCGGCCAGGAAGAAGAUCCCGAAGAUCGCCGCCUUCAAUCCCAGUAUCUCGCGAACCUUAUGGGUUCAUCUCCCCGUCCUCUGAUCCUGUUGAGUUACCUGGUCACCAAGCCACUUGAGGGUAACUACAACACCUACGUCAGUGAAACGAGUGGAAUGAAUGAUAUCGAUCCCACCGACUGGGACAGAUGGUGCGAGUACGUUCUGUUCAAGAAUAUCCACCGUACCGGAUACGCCAGAAUUAGUCGUGACACCAUUACCGAUACUGAGAUCCAGGUCGGUAAAUUCGUCGUCGGUGAGCCCGAGCCAGAAAACGAGAUGCGUAUUCCCGAGGAAAUGGUGCCAGUUGGUCGCCGUUUCCCAGCCUUGUUCCGCGGAGAGGGUGUCCGUGGUCACCGCUAUCACGUCUUCGAUGAGCCCCGGUACUGGCAGUAA